CCGCCAUAGCCAUUUCUUCGAAUCUUUCUUUUCCCCCAAGCAUGAGAAACCAUUUCUUCAAAUCUUUAACGCCGUCGCAUUCUCCGGCGAGAACGACGCCGUCGCAUUCCCCUGCCAGAACGACGCCGUCGCAUUCUCCGGUGAGAACGCACGGCUUGUGCAGGUCUCUGAUGGAGGAGAACAUCGAAGUUGCAGAAACCCUAAUAACGCAGUGGGAUUGCGCCGCCUCCUCCUACGCCGACAUCACUCCUCUGUUCCAAGACGACCGCCACGAGGCCAAGCGGUACCUCAAGGCCGUCACGGAUUUGCAGACGGCGAUGCAGUAUUUCGGCUCCGAGCACUCCAAUUCUCACCACCUCGUCCACGCCCAAAAUCUGAUGCAGACCGCGAUGAAGAGAUUACAGAGGGAGUUUCACCAGAUUCUGACAGAGAAUCGGGGACAUCUCGAUCCUGAAUCGAUUUCUAACAGAUCCUCUAGGGGUUCUGCGGUUACCACUAACUCAGAUCUGGAGGAUGAGUCUGAAGAGGACGAUUUGCGUUUCGCUAACGAAACUGUAACGGAGGAGGAGCGGAUUUCGAGGACGGCCAUGGCGGAUUUGAAAUCGAUUGCGGAUUGUAUGAUUUCUGCUGGUUAUGGAAAAGAGUGUGUGAAAAUCUACACUGUUAAUCGGAAAUCGAUUGUUGAAGAAGGAUUGUACAAUCUCGGAGUUGCGAAGACUAGCUUCCACCAUGUCAACAGGAUGGAGUGGGAGGUUUUGGAGGUGAAGAUCAAGAACUGGCUCAACGCUGUGAAAAUCGCGGUUAGAACAUUCUUCGAAUCGGAGAGAUUUCUAUGCUAUCAGGUUUUCUCGGCCUCCGCGUCCAUAAGAGAAUCGGUUUUCUCAGAGAUUACGAAAGAGAGCGCCAUGACUCUGUUUGGCUUCCCGGAAAUGGCGGUGAAAUCGAAGAAAACUCCCGAGAAAAUUUUCCUGAUUCUGGACCUCUACGAGGCGAUCUACGACCUGUUGCCGGAGAUCGAAUCGAUGUUCUCCUGCGAAUCGACGU
Messenger RNA from Momordica charantia (bitter melon), 1044 nucleotides. RefSeq names its product exocyst complex component EXO70H1. Gene Ontology annotation, molecular function: phosphatidylinositol-4,5-bisphosphate binding. Gene Ontology annotation, biological process: exocytosis. NCBI's taxonomy places the organism in Eukaryota, Viridiplantae, Streptophyta, Magnoliopsida, Cucurbitales, Cucurbitaceae. The record is from RefSeq and is a predicted model, not a curated record. Gene Ontology annotation, cellular component: exocyst.